AUGUCGCCAUAUCAACAUCUCUUCUCCACUAAUGCCGUCCUGGGUGUCUGGCGCAACCUCCGUAACACCAAAGAUAACAACGAUCUUUUGCUCACCUUACAGUACCACCAAGAAGAUCUCCAGAGACAAAAAGGAAAGAAAUAUACCAAAGGGGGGGUUUCAGAAAGCACACAAGAGGUUUCAGAUGGAAAGACAGUGGAUGUGGGUGGAAAGAGUAUAGGCUUCGUGGUACCAUGGCGGGCGAUGCAGAGCCAAAGACGGGAGUUGAAGGAAAGGGAAAAGGAGCUUGCUGAAGCACUAGUAGCACUUGCUGGAGAAGUCGCCUUUACUGACCUUGCGCCAACCCUUCAGUCUUCUCUUACUCAGAAUCCGCUGGUCCAAAUUCGCCACCUCGCAGCCGGUCUAUCACGGCAGAUGUCCAAAAUCGAAUUUCAGAUGAUCGACAAUGCUCCCUUCGCCAAUGGCAAGAACCUAUACACGGGCGGGGAAGUGGCCCAGAAGUUUCUCCCCUCCAUCCAGACUCUCUUUGAGCAAAAGCCCGUUCCUCAGCGCAUCAUCUUCGAACUAUUGAUGGAACUGAAAGACCUAGUCUACAUGGCCAUGGCAGGCUGCUCAAAAGAAUUCUUAGAGCAUGGACUAGACAGCACAGGAACCAGCUCCCUGGAAGAACUCGACGACGCAAUCGUACGAGCCAUCACACCUCCACCACACACCCUCGAAUCCCACCAGCCAAAAGAACUAGAACAAAGCCACAAACGCUCACUUCGCCGCAAAGCCUCAAGCCUCCUCUCCAAACCCCCAAAACAAGAUCACCCAGCCCCAUCUUUUCUCCUUUCCGUCCCCGAAGAACUACUCUACAACCUCGAGUCCCUCGAAACCACCGCCCUCGCAUCCACCCAGCUCCCCCUCCCUACCCCGGACUUCUGCGCCCACGCCAUUAUAACACUGCGCCGUCUUACCUCCCGCUCGCUUCUAUCCGACUUUUCACAGCAAAAGAAGAAGAGAGCGCAAAAAUGUGCGGAGUACGCGCGGUGUACCAAGUGGGCUGGAGCGCAAUGGCGGCAGAACGGCGGGUGUGGCCGGGGAUGCAAGAAUGAAGAUGAGGACCCGGAGGGUUUGCCGAGUUGGCAUAGGUGUAGUCGCUGGUUUGAUGAGAGAGGCGGUGGGACGUGUAUGGUUGGUGGGGGGCGGGCGGUGGAGAGGGAGGAUGGGUUUGGGGUUGUUAGGAUGACGGCGGUGUGA
Bipolaris zeicola 26-R-13 is the source of this 1242-nucleotide messenger RNA. RefSeq lists its product as uncharacterized. Bases 1 to 1242 code for a protein of 413 amino acids. The record is from RefSeq and is a predicted model, not a curated record. The transcript is spliced from 2 exons. NCBI's taxonomy places the organism in Eukaryota, Fungi, Ascomycota, Dothideomycetes, Pleosporales, Pleosporaceae.